Messenger RNA from Polyodon spathula (Mississippi paddlefish), 2245 nucleotides. Its product is annotated as chorion-specific transcription factor GCMa-like. Gene Ontology annotation, molecular function: DNA-binding transcription activator activity, RNA polymerase II-specific; RNA polymerase II cis-regulatory region sequence-specific DNA binding. Gene Ontology annotation, biological process: gliogenesis; regulation of transcription by RNA polymerase II. The record is from RefSeq and is a predicted model, not a curated record. Bases 190 to 1455 code for a protein of 421 amino acids. Gene Ontology annotation, cellular component: nucleus. The transcript has 6 exons. NCBI's taxonomy places the organism in Eukaryota, Metazoa, Chordata, Actinopteri, Acipenseriformes, Polyodontidae.
AGCACCGGACUGCUUUGCCUGCAAAGGUAAGGAAAAAAAGAAAAAGCCCAGGUGAGCAUUUCCCGUGGCAGACACCUGGGGAGUCUUCUGAAGUCAAGACAGAGUGGGCAGAAUAAGGGUACAGUCUCAUUUGUGGAAAAAUACACACAUAUCCAGAAACGGCUAAAUGAAUGAGGACUGUAUCUGACAAUGUUAAAAGGUGUAGAUGAGAUUGCUCUGCGUUGUGAUUUUACACCUCUGAGUGGAAUGAGCUGGGAUAUCAACGAUCUCAACCUUCCGCAGGAUGUGAAGCAGACAGACAGCUUCAAGGAAUGGACAGAUUCCUAUGAGAAGUACAUUUACAGCUCUAAUGAUAAACACGCACAGAGACAUUUGAGUGGCUGGGCCAUGAGAAACACCAACAACCACAAUGCUCGCAUUCUGAAGAAAUCCUGUCUUGGUGUGGUAAUCUGCAGCAAAGACUGUACAACAAUGGAUGGGAGUAAAAUACACCUGAGGCCCGCCAUCUGUGACAAGGCCAGACAAAAACAACAAAAAAAAGGAUGCCCAAAUUGCCAAGCUCCUCUGACUCUAUUGUGCUGUAGAGGUCACGGGGGAUAUCCUGUCACCAACUUUUGGAGACACGAAGAAUCUUAUAUAUUUUUUCAGUCCAAAGGACUGCAUGAUCAUCCAAAGCCUGAAUCAAAAUUAGAAGCGGAAGCAAGAAAAUCAGUUUGCCGGAAACGUGCAAGUAUCUCAUUAAAAUCAUCAGCUCUCAAAAGAACCCAGGAAUCUGAGCCUUUUGCAGGUAUAAUGCCAAGCCAAGAAACAUUUCCCUCUGCCACUUCAUCCCAUUUAGGAGAUCACUUCCAGAAUGAGAUUACAGACAGUCUUUGUAUUCCUUACCCAAGUGGUUUCAACUUUGGAAAAACUCCUUCCAUGGGGGAUGGUUCAGCUGACAUGGAUGACAUUGGGAGAUACUAUGGCAGAUGUCUGCAAUACUCAGCUGGAAAUUACAGUUCUGGGAACUUUACUGGAAACAUGAAAGCCUGUGAUUCUAACUAUGAGUACGGAGACAACUGGAGUAGGAUUAUCAGCUCACUGAAUGCGUGCACAAGCAAGCCGGUCCUUGGCUAUGCACAUGGUUCUGGAAACUAUCCUUAUGAAGUCGCGGCUUCAGAAAACUUCCUAGAUGCUCCAUUACAGAACAGUUAUACCAUGGUGUCAGAAAAAAGAGCUGCUCUCCCAGGACUUAAGCAGGACUUUGAGCAGAAAUGGGGUGAAGACAGCUGCGAAAAGAAACAACCCUGGAACUGUAAGACCAGUUGUAUCACUACUGCUGGGUAUCCACUUUGUCAUGAAGAGCCAUAUUUUGAGAUGAAUAAUUUCAUCCAGGCUUUUCCACUGGCCAUGAAGACAAAUGAUCAAGGUUUUGCUGAAACUAAAUAUGCAAAUAUUGGCACUGGUAUACAGUAGAUUAAAUAAUUUACUAAACAGAGCAAGUUAUACAGUUAAAGGCCCUUUGGGAAUUUGUUUUAGGUUCAUAAUAUUAUUUAUGUGAUGAGUGGUGUGCUGGAGACUGAAGAGAGCAGAGAUAGAGCGAACUGCAGAUAUCUUAGUUUAUGACGAUCAUGCCUUCAGAGGUAAUGUUGCCCAUUUUCAAUUUCUGACAAAAUGUGUCGUGGACUGCUGUAUACUAAUAACCAAGCAGAAACCACUAGAGUCAUUUCAUACCCAGCCCCCAAUAAACACUUACACAGUUAGUAUUAGGUAGUCAAAGCCCUUAUUGCUGUCUAUAAAACCAUCCAUUAAAAAUAAGCGGUGGUAAUUGUGGUAUUACAGUACACAUAUUUAAGUAUUAGUAAGUUAAUUUCAAUUACCAUAUGUAAAUAUUCAUCUGUGAUAAAUUCAGUGUUUAUAGGAACUGUCACAUAUUAUAAUGUGCUGCCAAGUUUUUGUUUUCUCGUGUGUUCUUCUCAUCGAGCCACCUUCUCUAUGUUACAAAACCUACUUGCAGGUAAUGCUCUAGCAGCCAGAUAUGCUUUUCAUUUUCUACCAAUUGACAAGGUGAGUUCCCAGUACAGUAAGUGCAGUAGUGAAGCGUAUUAUAAACAUCAUUUUGGGAUUCAAGGUGGGAACCAAUAUUUAUAUUGUCAUUAAGGCUUUAAUUUGUACCUUUGUAUUAUUCUAACCCCAUUCCAGAAUACUGUAAACUACUGUAUUUUCACUGUUGUCAAACAAAUAAACAAAUUGCAUUUCCAAUUCA